Molecule: messenger RNA, 1167 nt
Organism: Brassica napus (rape)
Lineage: Eukaryota; Viridiplantae; Streptophyta; Magnoliopsida; Brassicales; Brassicaceae
Exons: 3
Coding region: 1-456 (151 amino acids)
Source: RefSeq, a predicted model, not a curated record
AUGGAGGACAACGGAAGCGGGUCCGAGACUGGAUCAGAAACACCGCUACCUCCUUCUUCGUCUUCUUCUACCGAUAAAAGCGUUACCAACUAUAAGAAGAAUAAUACGAAGCCUUGUAAGAUAUGCGGAAGUAACGAGGAUGACGAUGAUGUAAGGAAGUGUUAUAAGCCGCACAUGUGGUGGCUAUGUGAAGUGUGCCGUACCUUACCUGGCGUAGUCGAAGUUAAGCCUGAAGAUUCUAAUGAGACAGUACUUCCUAAUGAUUCUGUUUCAUCAAGCAGUAGUCGUGUGGAUGCUCAGAACAGUGGUAAUGAAACCUCAGCGACUAAUCAACCUUCAGAAUCAGAGGCACAUACUACAAGUCCUGAAGCUUCUUCUGCAGCGUCCAUCAACACAUCUCCUGAGAAGAAACAAGCAGACUCCAACGCUCCCUCUGAUUCGGAAUCUUCAAAGUAAAUGAUUUUCUCAGAGCUUAGUGGUUGUUAGAGACAUCUGGAUUUUAGGGUUUCUUUUUUUAAAAAGGAUUGUUUCUUGGGUCGCAAGUGAUUUUACAUUAGACUUCUUUGAUGGUUAUUUCAUUUGCGUCAGUAUUCUUGAACAUUCUCCGUUUCUUCUUCUGUUAUCAGAGAGAUGUGCGAAGCUAGACAUAUAGAUUCAGGGUUUGUUUCUUAAAACGUGAGGUUCUUGGGUCGCAAGUUAGACUUUAGUAGAUAAGUGAGAUUAGACUUCUUUGGUGGUCAUUUGCUUCAGAACUCUUGUACAUUCUCCUUUACUAGCUACUUUGUUACAAAAAUAGUAUAUGCUUCAACGACAGUUUUAUAGAUACAAUUUCAUGAGUAAAUGCCUAAUGACAAUAUCUACCAAACGCUUAAGACUGAUUCUGAAAAAUGUGAAAUUUUAGAUAACUUAUAGUAUUAAUUUAACACUGAUUAUGAAAAUGUGAAAUUUUCGAUAACUUAUAUUAAUGGAUCACUCUGAAAAAGUUUGAUAAAUUUAUAACUAAACAAGAUUAAUAUACGCAAUUCCGUCUUGUCAAUUGUGUCCAAGAUUGAAGUCUUGUUAAAUCUUCAAAAAUUGAUAUUUCAAGAACUAACUAAUACGGUCUUGUUAAAUCUUCAAAUUUUGAUUUUUGAAGAAUUGCAGAAGAAACGAUUAGAACAGAGGUCU